GACAAUGGUCAUCUACUAUAAAAAGGAAAAUUCUUGAUUCAAAGUUCCUGGUUUUGCAAUUUUUUUUGAAUUAUGAAAAAGUUAGCGUUAUUCGUUCUAUUCCUUACUUUCUUCGAAACAUACGCCCAAUGGGGUUGGGGACCACCAUCACCAUGGGGAUUUAGACCUUCUCCGUUCUUUGGUGGACGAUCUGGAGGAUGGGGAAGACCCGGAUGGGGCGGAGGUGGUCCUGGAUGGGGACGAGGAGGCGGUGGAAGCGGAUGGGGAGGUGGCCGAGGUGGAGGAUGGGGAAAUAACGGAGGCGGUGGAAACUGGGGAGGUAAUGGAGGAGGUGGAAACGGAGGAGGAGGACGAGGAGGAGGAGGUGGAGGCGGUGGAGGACGUGGUGGAGGAGGAGGCGGUAGAGGUGGAGGCGGAGGAGGAGGAGGCGGCAGAGGUGGAGGUGGAGGUGGACGAGGCGGCGGAGGUCGUGGACGUGGAUAGAUAAUUAAAAAUUGACCACAUUUUCAAUGAAGAUGUUUAGUAAAAUUGUA
Caenorhabditis elegans is the source of this 533-nucleotide messenger RNA. It is a transcript of the gene grsp-3, whose product is annotated as Glycine Rich Secreted Protein. The transcript is spliced from 5 exons. Bases 73 to 483 code for a protein of 136 amino acids. NCBI's taxonomy places the organism in Eukaryota, Metazoa, Nematoda, Chromadorea, Rhabditida, Rhabditidae. The record is from RefSeq and is marked reviewed.